GGGCGUGGCUUACGGUAGUCUCCACUUCCGGAACGACAGAGUUCGUUUCUCUUGCUCGCGCGGUUCUUAACGAAAACCCUCGAAUUCUGUUUCAGAUGUUCCGCCAGUGAACGCCGCGAGUGCACGCGGAUCCGUGCGUGGAGCUCGUUGUGCUCGUCAUCCGCGGGACCCGCUCACCGGCGGCUCGGUUCGGACCGGUUCGCCGCGCGGCGGUCCAGCUGUCAGAAGAUGGGACCCGCGAGCCUCCAGAAGAUCUCUGAGCUGCAGAGGAACCCGAGGAACAUCCGGAACCUCUGCAUCCUGGCGCACGUGGACCACGGGAAAACCACUCUGGCGGACUGCUUGGUGGCGAGUAACGGCAUCAUCUCGAGCCGGCUGGCGGGGAAGCUGAGGUAUCUGGACAGCCGAGAGGACGAGCAGAUCCGAGGGAUCACCAUGAAGUCCAGCGCCAUCUCGCUGCACUACGGGAACGGAGGUCAGGAGUUCCUGCUGAACCUGAUCGACUCUCCGGGUCACGUGGACUUCUCCUCGGAGGUGUCGACGGCCGUCCGCCUGUGUGACGGCGCCCUGGUGCUGGUGGAUGCUGUGGAGGGCGUCUGUCCUCAGACCCAGGUGGUGCUCCGGCAGGCGUGGCUGGAGAACAUCCGGCCGGUUCUGGUCAUCAACAAGAUGGACCGGCUCAUCCUGGAGCUGAAGCUCACCUCCACGGAAGCUCACGACCACCUGAAGAAGAUCCUGGAGCAGGUGAAUGCCGUCACGGGAACCCUGUUCACCUCCAAAGUUCUGGAGGAGCGAGCAGAGAAGGUGAAGGAGGAGGAGGAGAUGGCGGUGGGGGAACAGGUCUACGACUGGAGCGCCGGGCUGGACGAGGUGGACGACUCGCACCUGUACUUCUCUCCGGAGCAGGGGAACGUGGUCUUCGCCAGCGCCGUGGAUGGGUGGGGCUUCAGAACUCAGCAGUUCGCUGACCUGUACAGUCAGAAGAUGGGCGUGAAGGCCGGCGUUCUGCAGAAAACCCUGUGGGGGGAUUUCUACCUGAACGCCAAAGCGAAGAGGAUCAUGAAGGGAGCUCAGGCCAAAGGGAAGAAGCCUCUGUUCGUGCAGCUCGUUCUGGACAACCUGUGGAGUCUGUACGACGCCGUGGUCGUUCAGAGAGACAAAGAGAAGGUGGAGAAGGUGGUGAGCUCUCUGGGGCUGAAGCUGAUGUCCAGAGACCUGCGACACUCGGACCCCAAAGUGCUCCUGAGCGCCAUCUGCAGCCAGUGGCUGCCGGUGUCCACGGCGGUGCUCUCCAUGGUUUGUGAGAAGCUCCCCAGUCCGCUGGACGUCGGCGAGGAGCGCGUGGAGAAGCUGAUGAGCGUGGGAGCUCGCCGCUUCGACUCGCUGCCGGAGAAGACGCAGGAGCUGAAGACAGCAUUCCUGCAGUGUUCCAGCGCAGAAGACGCUCCGGUCAUCAUCUUCGUAUCCAAGAUGUUUGCCGUGGACACCAAAGCGCUGCCUCAGCACAAGCAACGGCCGUUGAACCAGGAGGAGAUGGCUCGGCGCCGAGAGCUGGCACGCCAGCGACACGCUGAGAGGAUGGCCGCGGCAGAAACCCACCUGGUCGCACCUGAUAGCCGGGAUACAGAACCUGAGUCAGCUAAGACGGAGCGUUCCACACAGCCAGAGGAGGAGGAGGAGCAGAAGGAAGUCUUCAUCGCCUUCGCUCGAGUCUUCAGCGGGAAAGUCAAGAAGGGUCAGAGAGUGUUUGUUCUCGGACCAAAGUACGACCCCGCCCACGGCCUGCGGCUGCUCUCUGAGGGGAGCAGUGACUCCGAGGUUCCUCACCUGUCCUGCUGCUCUCUACAAACUCUGUACCUGCUGAUGGGGAGAGAGCUGGAGGAGCUGGAGGAGGUUCCUGCAGGAAACGUUCUGGGGAUCGGCGGUCUGGAGGAUUUCGUCCUGAAGUCGGCGACGCUGUCGGUCUCGCCUGCAUGCCCCCCCUUCACCCCCAUCAACAUGGAGGCCACACCCAUCGUCCGGGUCGCCAUCGAGCCCAAACAUCCAAGCGAGAUGCCAAAGCUGGUGCGCGGGAUGCGUCUGCUGAACCAGGCUGAUCCGUGCGCAGAAAUCCUCAUCCAGGAGACGGGAGAACACGUCCUGGUCACGGCGGGGGAGGUGCACCUGCAGCGCUGCCUGGAUGACCUCCGAGAGCGGUUUGCUAAGGUGGAGAUCAGCGUGUCAAAGCCCAUCAUUCCCUUCAGAGAGACGGUCGUCCGUCCUCCUAAAGUGGACAUGGUCAACGAGGAGCUGGGAAAGCAGCAGAAGGUCGCCGUCAUUCACCAGGUGAAGGACGACUCCUCUCAAGGUCGUGUGUCUGACAGCGUGCAGGUGGACCCCGGCGGCCUGGUGACCAUCACCACCCCCAACCGACUGGCGACGGUGUCUGUCCGGGCCAUGCCCCUCCCACACGAGGUCACCUCCCUGCUGGAGAGCAGCUCCGACGUCAUCCGGACUCUGGAGCAGAUCAACUUGUCUCUCAGGGAGGGCAAGACGCUGGACAUCAGCUCCAGAACCGUGGAGGCCAUUGCAGGACUGAAGGCCCAGCUGGAGAGUCUGCUGCAGGGCAGGAGGUGGAGGGACGUCGUGGACCAAAUCUGGGCUUUUGGGCCUCGCAGGUACGGCCCCAACAUCCUCCUGAACAGCCUGAAGGACUACCCGCGGCCCUCGCCGUGGCAGUGUCUGGACCGGGCCAGCAGAACCCCCCAGGCGGGCCCCGCCCUCAGAGACUUCGACAACAGCAUCGUCAGCGGGUUCCAGCUGGCCACUCUGGCGGGGCCCAUGUGUGAGGAGCCCAUGAUGGGGGUCUGCUUCUCCGUGGAGAGGUGGGAGGUCCGGACGCCCGCCCCUCUGAAGGAGGACGCGGCGCGCUCUUCUGAGGCCUCGGGCGGGGCGGCGGGGUCCAGCCAGGCGGACUGCUACGGCCCCGUUUCUGGACAGCUGAUCGCCGCCAUGAAGGAGGCCUGCCGCCAGGCCUUCCAGGCGCAGCCACAGAGGCUGAUGGCCGCCAUGUACACCUGCGAGAUCAUGACCACGGCCGACGUGCUGGGUCGGGUUUACGGCGUUCUGGGGAAGAGGGAGGGUCGAGUCCUCCACGAGGAGAUGAAGGAGGGGACGGACGUCUUCCUCAUCAAGGCCGUCCUGCCCGUCGCCGAGAGCUUUGGCUUCGCCGAGGAGAUCCGCAAGAGGACCAGCGGCCUGGCGAGCCCGCAGCUGGUCUUCAGCCACUGGGAGGUGAUCAGCAGCGACCCGUUCUGGGUUCCCACCACAGAAGAAGAGUACCUGCACUUCGGAGAGAAGGCCGACUCCGACAAUCAGGCGCUGAAAUACGUCAACGCCGUGCGGCGGCGGAAAGGCCUCUACGUGGAGGAGAAGAUCGUGGAGCACGCCGAGAAGCAAAGGACUCUGGGAAAGAACAAGUAGAGACUCUCAGGUUCUGCUGCGUCUGUGGAUCCGGGUUUGGGUUAUCAGAACUGCACAGAUGAGACGUUCUCCAGGCAGUUCCUCUGCAGAACAUCAGAGUUCUGGCUCUGAAACGUGGUUCUGAUCCAGAACAUCAGUUCUUUUCAGUGGUUCUGGACGGGCAGGAGAUCACAGGAAAAACACUAAACAGAACCAAGAUUGUGAGAAACGACGUCCAGAACUCUGAGAUACUCGUGUUUUUUAUGGAUUUGUUGAGUUUUCUAAAUUAUUUAAACUCUAAUGACAAUAAAAAGAUGAAUUUGAAUAAAA
Oryzias melastigma (Indian medaka) is the source of this 3771-nucleotide messenger RNA. RefSeq names its product elongation factor like GTPase 1 (gene efl1). The record is from RefSeq and is a predicted model, not a curated record. The transcript has 22 exons. Gene Ontology annotation, biological process: cytosolic ribosome assembly. Gene Ontology annotation, cellular component: cytosol; ribonucleoprotein complex. Gene Ontology annotation, molecular function: ribosome binding; GTPase activity; GTP binding. Bases 229 to 3462 code for a protein of 1077 amino acids. Lineage: Eukaryota; Metazoa; Chordata; Actinopteri; Beloniformes; Adrianichthyidae.